Molecule: messenger RNA, 3889 nt
Organism: Dichomitus squalens LYAD-421 SS1
Lineage: Eukaryota; Fungi; Basidiomycota; Agaricomycetes; Polyporales; Polyporaceae
Exons: 3
Coding region: 10-1602 (530 amino acids)
Molecular function (GO): protein binding
Source: RefSeq, a predicted model, not a curated record
CCCGAUGUCAUGACGUCCCAAGCAGACCAUCCAUUCAACGAGCCUUCUGCUGACAUAAUCAUCUGUUCCUCCGACAAUGUCACCUUCAGGCUGCACACAGUCAUCCUUUCCCUCGCCUCCGAUUUCUUCAAAGAUAUGUUCAGUCUUCCGCAACCGGGCGUUCCCUCUACUUCCGAACCUGGAGAACUCCCUGUCCUCAAUGUGACCGAGUCCAGUGACGUGCUGGAGAGGCUAUUCCGGCUAUGCUAUCCGGUGGAUCAUCCAACACUAGGCACGAUUCAUGAGGUACGCUCUACUCUCGAAGCGGCGUUGAAGUACCAGAUGGCAGUGGCGAUCAAAAUUGCAAAGAGGAGGCUCCGGUCUCUCGCUUCUGCCGACCCGCUGAGUGUGUACGCCGUCGCGUGCUGUUUCGAUCUCGAGGCGGAGGCAGCAGCAGCAGCAAAGGAGGUGCUGAAGCAGAAGCUUCAGACCAGAUACGUCCCAGAGCUGGAGGAUUUAUCAAUCGGCGCGUAUCAUCGGCUUCUCUCGUAUUGCGAGCGUGGAGGCAGGGUAAAUGACCGAUUCAGGUUCACUUUCCAUACCUCGGGCGGCGGUCGAAAUCGGCAGACACCUAUGUCCACACCCUCUUUGACCGAGGCUUCCCUUGAGCCUGUCGCCCCCAAUGUCCUUCCAGAGACCCGGACCGCCCCCCAUCCGUUCGAUUCUACUGAAGCGGAGGUGACUUUGGUCGCGUCCGAUGGCAUGGAAUUCCACGUCUUCAAACAUAUCCUUCGGCUGUCGUCUCCGGUCCUUACCUCUAAGGUCUCAGACAUCCAUCCUCCUUCGCCCUUGCGAGUGCCUUUGUCAGAGCCAAGUCGCAUCCUAUCCCUGCUUCUCCAACUAUGCUACCCAGUACCCGAGCCUCGUUUAUCGGAUUUGCACGACAUCAGUGCCGCGCUCAUCGCAGCAGAGAAAUACGAGAUGCAGCGCGCUUGUCAUGUUCUCCGUGCUGCUCUUACCGCCAAAAAGGACGAUGUCUCUGAGGACCCUGUGCUCCUAUACGCCGCCGCCUGUCGUUCUGGUAUGCGCGAGCUUGCGACGGCAGCCGCCAAACGUGCCCUUCGCUCCGACAUCUUGAAGACACCCGCCUCUGAGCUGGACUCGAUCGGCGUUACCGGCGGUUGCCUCCAUCGCCUCAUCGACCAUCGCGAUCGCUGCCGCGCUGCUGUUGGAUCUCUAUUCGUCAACUUUUCGAUCGAUUGGAUCAGCUCGGAUGUGUAUCUUCAGCUGCAGGACUCCGUUCGGUGUGGCUACGCCGGCGAAAACCCUUGCUGGUUCGAGCCGUACCUGUUGCGGCUCUCCGGACAGCCCUGGCCUAGCGCCGAGUUCGCGACCAACGAGGACCUCCUGCAGACCAUAUUGGAGACUACCCGCGACCCUAUUAGUAGCUACCCCUGUAGCUAUUGCGCGAGUGUUCAAGGGACAUUCUUGUUACUCAAACUGAGUAAGUGCGCUGCUGAGGCUAUAAGUGUAGCGGAGAAAAAGGAACCGUUGAAGUGGCUAUCUCCUGCGCAGUACUCUGAACGUGCUUUCACUCCGGCUACCCCUUCGCGCUCUGCUUGAAAGAGUCAGAUUUGAGAGACUUAUACGCUCAGGGUGGCGACAACGUCGGGACCGUUCUCGGUCACCCGAUUCCUAAACGAGCGCUCAACUCCCGGCCCGCAUAGUCGCUUAUUCAAAUUACCCGCAAGCAAUUCCUACUCACGUGCAUCGAAUCUUUCGUUGCGUCCAGUAACUCUUGCCGCAGCCUCCACCUCUUUCCCCAGUACUUCCUGCCAGCAUAGGAUCGCCUCUGCCAUCGACAUGGGCAAGGAUUCAGGUGACUCGACUCGAGUGGCAUCGUCGCCAUUCGACGGAUCGACUGGAGAUGUCAUAUUGCGAAGUUCCGAUGGCGUCGACUUCCAUUGUUUCAGCCAGAUCCUUGUCGCAGCAUCCUCAGUGUCCGAAGGCAUUGUCGCCGUCGGCACCCCCUUCCCCGAUCCCUCGAGCUCUGCUCAUAACCGGCCCAUCAUCCCGAUGAGCGAAGACAGCAAGACACUCGACUUCCUCUUGCGGUUCAUCUAUCUAAUCCCCAAGCCGGGGCAGUCGCGUUCUCUCGAAGAGGCUGCGGUUUUCCUCGAAGCAUCGCUGAAGUACAUGAUGGAGUACCCCGCAUCGAUCCUAACGCAAGACCUACUCGCGUUCGCACCGGGUCGCUCCAUGCAAGUUUGGGCGAUUGGCUGCCGGCUCAUGCUGGAGGAGGUCGCGCGAGCAGGCGCGGAACGCAUGCUGCACUACAGAGACCUUGGGAGCUACACGCACUUACAUCAGUUCGUGCCCAUCACAGAGUUCAUACGCCACGCGGACGCUCGCGGGGUCAGCGCCGCGGACUACUGCCGCCUCUCAAUAUACCACAGCCAGCGCGGCGAGGUCGAACCAGGUUUUACGUUCACUCGUCCCCUCCCUCGCCAGACGCAAGAGCGACAGCUGUCUGGUCCGACUGGUGGCGACGCCGGUAUUCCUUGGGCUUUCUUCACUUCGGUCGUCCUUCCGGACAUCACGUGCAGCGCUUCCGACGGGAGGACGUUCCCAGCACACAAGGGCUUGCUGUGCAUGGACUCUUGGUCCUGAGAGACAGGAUCAUGGACGAGAUGAUUGUUGGAGCAUCUAGGAACGCUCCCCAGCAGUCUGUUUCCACCCUCAACUUCGCGGAGCAGAGCCCGAUCUUGGCUCAUCUCCUGCGUCUGUGUUAUCUCGGCGACGCUCCGCUCCCCCAAGACCAUCACCUGUUCCUCGCUGUGCUCAAGGCAGCAGAGAAGUAUGAUAUGACACGCAUCGUUGAUCUUCUCGUUGCGAAGUGGGAGUCUGUUUCCGCUGUUCACCCUGCCUCCUUGUAUUUCGCUGCUCUCCCCUACGGAUUUCCUGAGCUUGCGAGGAUUGCCGCCCGCCGCGUUCCCCGAAGUUCACACAAGCUAUACGUCCCCGAGAUGGAGCUUGCACCUGCGAUCCAAUGGCAGCUGCUAAGCGACUACUGGGAAGGGGCUGCCACUGCUGUCGAUCGCGUUCACCACGCAACCUCCAAGGUCUGGCGCAGUGAGGCAGCGUUGGCUCCACUCGAGUCUCAGAGUCCCCAACCGCAGAAGGAAAAACAGCGCCAGAAGUCAUCUACAUCGCCCCUGCAUCCGCGCGGGCUGCCCUGCCACGUUGGCUGUGAGACCCGUGGUCCGGAGUGGGUUCAGCAACGCCGAGAUGAUGUCGUUGCGGAGCUACGCCAGCGGCCAUCGGCGCAGGAUAUGCCCUCGGCAGAGGAGCUCUUCCAGAGGUCUGUCGCGCCGACACUGUCGGAGAAGCCGUGGUGCCCCUGCUGUUUCAACAUUGCGCAGGAUCUUGUGAGGAUGGGGACCACAUUCCGACAGGGAAUGAGAUUGGCGCUGGACGAGGUUCCUUUGGUCGCUUAAUUUCAAGCCUUGGUUUGAGCUUCGUUUACUUCAUCGCCGCUGGUGGUCAUUGACUCGCCUCCCGUGUGAGACCGUGCUGUAGAACUUCCGAUGUGAUGGCCCCACGUAGCGUCUUAAGUCGUUGGACACGCUCGGUGACGCCACCUUGGAAUGAUGUCUGUGAUUUUCGUGGGAUGCGAGAAGUUCUGUUUGCAAUACUACGGAUACCAUUGGCAGGAUGAAUGGACUUGGUGUCAUCAUGUAGACUAUGUAGUGACAUUAUGUGGGACACCUCGUGGCUUCGAGGCUGGGCUCGUCUUACAGCAUUGCUUUGUCAAGGAGACAAGCUAUUCUAGCUCAGCCGCCGCCGCGCCACUGGCAUGGUAGCCCAUCUCUCGCCCUAGUUCAUCGCACCUCUCAAAGCUAAAUUAAUC